This is a messenger RNA of Acanthocheilonema viteae, 1596 nucleotides long. The record is from the annotation of a GenBank genome assembly. NCBI's taxonomy places the organism in Eukaryota, Metazoa, Nematoda, Chromadorea, Rhabditida, Onchocercidae.
AUGGCUGAAAGUGAAAUGAGAAGGAUGGAAGAAUUCGGAGAAUCAUCACGAAUCCAACAAGAUGUCGAGUAUGGCGAAUCACAAAUUCAACAAGAUGUCGAAUCUGAAGAAUCAUCACAGGUUCAACCAGUAGUCCAGGAACUCCCUUGGCCAGCCAAUAAAGAAGGGUAUAGAUUGGAAGAAAUAAUUGGAAGUGGUGCAACAUCUACCAUUUAUAGGGCUUUCUGUAUGGAGCGAGAAGCAAUAUGUGCAAUCAAACGUGUUGAUAUAGAAAAGCAUAAUUUAACGCAAUUAGGAAAAGAAAUUAAGGAUUUAAUGGCAUGUAGACAUCCUAAUAUUAUCAGCUAUCAUACGUCAUUUCAAGUGGGAAAAACUAUGUGGAUAGUGAUGCGGUUGCUUGAUUGUGGAAGUUUACGUCAAAUUAUGGAUCGUCAAAUUACAGCAAUGGGUGGCCGUUAUGAGCUUACCAGAGGUGUAUUACCUCAACCCAUAAUUGCUACAAUAUUGAAGGAAACUUUAAUUGCAUUGGAUUAUAUUCACCGCAGCCAACUUGUUCAUGGUGAUGUUAAGACUUCAAACAUACUGAUAUCAUCCGCCGGAAAUGUUCAACUUGCCGAUUUUGGUCCUUCAAUUUGGUUGGAAUCUGAAGAGAGAACAAAGAAAAGUAUGUCGGGAACAUUAUGUUAUUUGGCGCCUGAAAUAGCUGUUUUGGAAAUGGAUGAUUCAGAAAGAGCAUUCACUUAUACGUUUAGUGUUGAUAUUUGGAGUUUAGGCAUAACAACAUUGGAAAUGGCAACCGGAUAUCCACCAUAUCAUAAUAAAAUAGCUACCAUGACAUUAAAAUUGAUUCGAGGAAGUAAUCCGCCAAGUUUAGACACUUAUGAAGUCUGUAAUUAUCGUGAGUAUGGAAAACAAUAUCGUCAUUUUCUUUCAUUAUGUUUAAAAAAAAAUGCAAAGCAACGAUGGUCAGCAAAAAAGCUUCUCACUCAUCCAUUUGUUGCCGGUAAAGCUAAAAAUGCUGAAUUUCUCGCCAACGCAUUACUUCGAACUCCACCUGCUGGAUCAUCAAGCGGUGGACAAAGCUCAAGCAGACGACUUCCACCAAUUACUGAUAAUUUCGAAAUCGAGCCAGCCAAUGUUGAAUGGGAUUUUGAUGUUGAAGAAGAACAGCGUCGAGUCAACCGAAUAAACAAAACGCAUAUUCAUAUGCCAGCAACAAUUCCGCCAAGUGCAGAAAUAUCGAUGUGUAUGAAUUUAACAACGAAAACCUCAUCAUUUCAGUAUGUAAAUAUCAUAGAAUGCAUAGAAAACCAAGCUAGAUCUGAAAGAAUUUUAAUGGCGGAAAAAUUAUUCCACAGUUGUAAAUACUCGAUUGAAGAGCAAGUUUUCCAACUCGUUGAAAAGCGAAAAUUGGAAGCCAGAUAUAUGGUGAUUGUUGUGGCAAACUUAUGCAAAGUUGCUACCGCUGCACAACGUCAGAAUCUCGAAGGCAAAUAUUUCGCGUUUAUUAUUGAAAAACGUAAAACACUUGUAACUGUUCUAGAAAUAUCAAUUAACAUUUGGCGUUAUAUUACAGAUCAUAGGGUACCGCACUAG